Messenger RNA from Uncinocarpus reesii 1704, 1779 nucleotides. RefSeq lists its product as uncharacterized. The transcript is spliced from 3 exons. The record is from RefSeq and is a predicted model, not a curated record. Gene Ontology annotation, molecular function: CoA-ligase activity. Gene Ontology annotation, biological process: secondary metabolic process. Lineage: Eukaryota; Fungi; Ascomycota; Eurotiomycetes; Onygenales; Onygenaceae. The coding region runs from base 1 to 1779 and encodes 592 amino acids.
AUGGCAGCAAAUAGGUACAUUGGGCCGGAGUCUCCUGAUAUUCAUAGCAAAUAUCAGCCGACAGAUAGCCACAUCUUCUACAGCCCCUACGGUCCGUUUCCCAAGGUCGACGAGAACCUGAAUAUCCACGACUACUUGUUUCCUCCAGGUCAACCGUUGGCACCCGACUACGAUCUUUUCAUUGAUGCCAAUACAGGAGCCAAGGUAACACUACAUCAGUUCUACCAUAGAGUAUGCGCUCUGUCACGAGCGUUGCGAUAUGAUGGGCCCAAUCCGGUCGGGCUGGCAAAGUCACCGAGGAACGAUCGGGAAGAUGGAGAAAUCCUGGGAAUCUUUGCGAAGAACCACUUGUCAUGGCCGCUCAUCUCACACUCAUGCUUCCGGGCUGAGCUGGUUUUCGGGGGGAUUAGCCCCAACUCGACACCGUAUGAGCUCUACCACAUUAUGCGCAAGAUGCAAGCAACGUCUGCUGUCGUCCACGAAUCGCUCCUCCCGGUGCUCCACGAAAUGUUGGAGAAAGGGACGCAGGCAGGGGAUGAUAGCAACCUAUCCUUCGUUCUCGACCCGAAAAAGAUCAUCGUUAUAUCUGACAAUCCUGCACUGGAUUUUGUGGGUGGUUAUCGAACGGUGGAGAGCCUUGUUCGGCUUGGAGAAAGGCUGCCUGAGCAAAAUAGGAAGCUCAGUGGAGGGGACAACCUGUGCUACCUUUUCCAAUCGUCUGGAACAUCUGGGUUCCCGAAAGCGAUGAUGAUCUCGCACAAGAAUGCGAUUCAUACAGCCAUGCAGGGAAUCAUCCCAGCGUACCAUUCGUUCGGUAUGAUUCUGUGGACGCUCCGAGUAAAUCUCAACCCGUCGACCAAUAUACUCAUGUCGAAGUGGAAUUUGGAGCAAGCUCUUCAACUUAUACAGAAAUAUAAAGUUACCAUGUUGCCCCUGGUUCCGCCUCUGAUCAGGCAACUGGCGCAGUCCCCGCUUACGGACAAAUAUGAUCUUUCGUCGGUGGCUGCUGCUAUUAGUGGAGCUGCGUAUUUACCUCCCGACGUGGCGUAUGAACUCGGGCGGAAACUACCACAGCAAACUCCAGUUCCCUCGGGCUAUGGGCUCUCUGAAGCAGCAUCCAUUGCAUCGCCGAUUCUAGAAGGGAUGUUUGGUCUCUCGCGCUCCGAUCCUGGUACUAUUGGAUUCCUGCUUCCUGGUGUAGAAGGUCGCAUCGUUGAUCCCGAUACACUUAAACCCGUUCCCAAAGGCUCAAAGGGCGAGCUCUGGGUUCGAGCAAAUGUUGUCACGCCAGGCUAUUUCCGCGAUGCCAAGGCGACCGCUGAAAUCUUCACGGAGCCGGGUUGGCUGAGGACUGGCGAUCUUGUCAUGCGGGACUCUGAAGAUAGGCUUCAUUAUCUUGAUCGCCUCAAGGAGAUGAUCAAGGUCAAAGGGCUUCAAGUGGCAGCAACCGAGGUCGAGGAUACUCUCCUUUCCCAUCCAGACGGCCUUGUUAAGGAUGCAUGUGUGGCCGGCGUGGACAACGGUCGCGGAGAUGGUAGUUUGUUCCCUCGAGCGUGGGUGGUUUUGUCGGAGAAAGGCAAGCUCAGAAAUGAAAGCGCUGUUAUCCAACAGCUUGAUGAAUUUGUCAAAAGUCGGCUUUCGAGGCAUAAGCACUUGGCUGGAGGACUUGAAAUCGUGGAUGCGAUACCGCGGACUCCGUCGGGGAAGAUGCUAAGGAGGGAGAUGCGUGAUCGAUAUCACGCCAGAAUCAAGGCAGAAAAGCAAAAGGCCAAACUGUAG